AUGAGGGAAGAAUUAGAGGCAGAUUUAUGGAUGGAAUCGUCGGACCCUUCAUCAGUGGUGGAGUCUGUAGAGCCCGAGUGCUCGACAAUUGGGUUUGUGGUUUGCCAACUCGACCAAUUGGGCAACGAGUGUCCCGAAAGUUACUUCUGUCACAAUUCCAGUGCUAUUGAAAAACCCAACUAUGGUUUGUGUAGACGAGUGAAGGAAACCUGUGUUCCCGACGGCAAACAAUGCUGUCAUGACAUCGACUGUUGCAUCGAAAAUGAAUUGACGGCUCCUCUCAAUUGUGUCGAUAAGAUUUGUCGCUUCUUUUGGUCGCAACUAAUGCCCCAAUUGUUCACCUCUUUGUCGAAAGUGGCAAAAGUGCCGAAGUGUCCCAAAUAG
Medioppia subpectinata is the source of this 384-nucleotide messenger RNA. The record is from the annotation of a GenBank genome assembly. NCBI's taxonomy places the organism in Eukaryota, Metazoa, Arthropoda, Arachnida, Sarcoptiformes, Oppiidae.